UAUAUAUAUUUCGGCAAACCCGGUCCAACUCCGGUCCAACCAAUCUGACGAGUCUGACGAGUAAAAAUUGAUAAAACCGGUUCAGUGUCCGGUCUGGUUUUCAAAACAUAUUCACCUGACCGUGCUUGUAACCUUGCUAGUGCUUGUAACCUUGGUAAGCAGGUCAGACUUCACCACUUAUCAUCUUUUACCUUCAUCUUAUUAUCUAUUCUUUUUGCAAUUGUAUUUUUUCUAGUUUGGAGUUAUAAAAUGAAAGUUUGGAUGUAAUGUAUGCCUGUAUUGGCCAGGCUGUUGAUAAGGCAAGUGCUGAACUAGAUACUUUAGGAGAGGAUUCCCACAAGGACACUUCUAUUUUCAUGCAACAUCUUCGUGAUAACCUUACUUUGUGGAUGGAUGACAUUGCCCAAGAAUUUUGGAGGAAGCUUGGUUUUAUUCCGUCAUCACUCGAGGAAGAGGACAUUGACUAUGAUAAACUAACUGAGGCUAUCAUGCAAGAACUGAUGUUACAACCAAGCAUUGUGAAGAAAAUUGUCCUGCCUAAGAUGAAAGAGGCAUUAGAGCUAGCAAUAUCUGAAACGGACAAUGUUAACACGACAUGACAUGACACGGUGCUACUUAACAAGUUUCAUGUUUGGCGUUAAUAGGUCUCGUGUGUUGACCGGUCAAGACUUGGUAUGACAUGUUAUGUAAAAUUGUAAUCGUUAGAACUGUGUUUUUAACAUGUUUUUCAUCAA
This is a messenger RNA of Erigeron canadensis, 734 nucleotides long. Its product is annotated as 14-3-3-like protein GF14 upsilon. NCBI's taxonomy places the organism in Eukaryota, Viridiplantae, Streptophyta, Magnoliopsida, Asterales, Asteraceae. The coding region runs from base 267 to 599 and encodes 110 amino acids. The record is from RefSeq and is a predicted model, not a curated record. The transcript is spliced from 2 exons.